AUGGCCCAAGCAAACAUGAGCCAGGUCCUCUCCAACAGGGCACAAGAGGUGAGCAAUGCGACGGCUGCAAACCCCAUGUGGGACAUUUUCAGCGACAUUUGGUCCCCGUCGACCAACCCGGGCGGAUACGUCAAUGUGGGAGUCGCAGAGAACGGUCUCAUGCACGACGAGCUUCUCAAAUAUAUCAACACGAAACUCGAUCUGCCAGCCAAGUAUCUCACCUACAACGAUGGAGGUGGCGGAUCGAACAGACUUAGAAGCGUCAUUUGCCAGUUUCUCAACCGCCACUUGCACCCGGUCACGCCUCUAGAACCAGAGCAAUUGGUCAUUACGAAUGGCGUUUCUUCUGCAAUCGAACACGUCUCAUGGGCAUUCGCAGACCCUGGUGAAGGAAUCCUUCUCGGUCGGCCCUACUACGGCACCUUCAUUAUGGAUCUCUCGCAACGAUUCCAGUCAAAGGUGGUCCCAGUCAACUUCGAUGGCGAUGAUCCCCUUGGCCCUGAAGCCGCGGAAAAGUAUGAGAAGGCUUUAUUAGAUUUUCAAGAAAAGACAGGCAGACGAGUUAAAGCCUUGAUGCUGUGCCACCCGCACAACCCACUUGGCCGCUGCUACCCGCGCGACGUGAUCAUCGAACUGAUGAAACUGUGUCAGAAGUACCAGAUUCAUCUGGUCAGCGACGAAAUAUACGCUCUAUCGGUGUGGGAAAACACCAUCGAUCAACACCCUCCCCCAGUCAAGUUUGAAUCUGCGCUAUCAAUCGAUCCGAACGGAAUUAUUGACCCGCGUCUUGUGCAUGCCCUUUGGGGCAUGAGUAAAGAUUUUGGCGCGAACGGAAUCCGCUUGGGCGUUAUCAUCUCCCAACAUAAUGUCGAUUUCCAAAAUGCCUUGAAGGGGAUUUCUUUGUACUCUUACCCGUCGGGUAUUUCGGAUCAUUUGACGGCGCUGAUACUGGAGGAUGCGAAUUUCACGAAGACAUAUAUUGAGCAGAAUCGAAGGAAGUUGUCGGAUUCUUAUGCAUUCACUGCAAACUACGUGAAGGGUCAUGGUAUUGAGUAUGCGCCGGGCUGCAAUGCCGCAUUCUUCCUUUGGGUGAACCUGGGCAAGAAGUAUCGGGAGUUGCACCCUGACGUGUCUGAAGAUGAGGAUCUUGGCGAGCAGGUUAUGCAGCAGUUGUUGAAUCACAGAGUUUUCCUGGCUAGUGGUGCACUCUUUGGAUCAGAGAAGAGUGGCUGGUUUAGGAUUGUGUUCUCACACCCGAGGGACUACUUGGAGGAAGCUAUGAAGAGGAUCAUUAUUGCCCUUGAGGAUUGA
Molecule: messenger RNA, 1311 nt
Organism: Penicillium atrosanguineum
Lineage: Eukaryota; Fungi; Ascomycota; Eurotiomycetes; Eurotiales; Aspergillaceae
Product: putative aminotransferase
Exons: 1
Coding region: 1-1311 (436 amino acids)
Biological process (GO): amino acid metabolic process; biosynthetic process
Molecular function (GO): pyridoxal phosphate binding; transaminase activity
Source: RefSeq, a predicted model, not a curated record